This is a messenger RNA of Blepharisma stoltei, 381 nucleotides long. NCBI's taxonomy places the organism in Eukaryota, Ciliophora, Heterotrichea, Heterotrichida, Blepharismidae. The record is from the annotation of a GenBank genome assembly.
AUGGUAUGGAAAGUUUGGCUUUAUAUUUGUUUCGCAAUGGCAUCUGCUCAUAAAGCUGUAAGCGCAAUUUAUAUCACUAUCAACACUAUUGAAAAUGCCCAGAUGCUGGCUAGAGGACUAGUAGAAAACCAGCUGGCAGCAUGUGUCAACAUUAUUCCAGGAAUCCAAAGCAUCUACAAAUGGGAAGGCGUGAUUAAUCAAGACCAAGAGCUUCUAUUGAUGGCCAAAACAAGGACAGAAUUAAUUGAUGAAUUAACUUCAUGGGUUAAGCGAAAUCACCCCUAUCAGGUAUGUGAAGUGAUUUCUGUCCCAAUCACAGGGGGAAAUCUAGAUUAUAUUCAAUUCCUGCUUAAUAACACUAAAGACGCUUCAAUUGAAUAA